Molecule: messenger RNA, 996 nt
Organism: Penicillium expansum
Lineage: Eukaryota; Fungi; Ascomycota; Eurotiomycetes; Eurotiales; Aspergillaceae
Exons: 2
Coding region: 1-996 (331 amino acids)
Source: RefSeq, a predicted model, not a curated record
AUGACACAAAAGCUCAUUGUGAUAGUGGGCGCGACAGGUGGCCAGGGAGGAUCAGUUGUUUCAACAUUUCUGAGGGCCGGAGGAUGGAGAAUCCGCGGCCUGACCCGCAAUCCUGAGAGCGACAAGGCAAAGGCCCUCGCCGCACAGGGCGUCGAGAUGGUCAAAGCAGAUAUUGGAGAUAUGGCUAGUCUCGAAAUAGCAUUUCAUGGUGCCCAUGUGAUCUUCGCUAUUACGGACUACUACGAGAACUUCUGGACGAAAGGCUGGGAAAGGUCCAUGGAGAUCGAGUACACACAUGGCACCAACAUGGCCAAAGCAGCUAGCAAGGUGUCGACUCUCGAACACUAUCUGUGGAGUACUCUGCCUCACAGCACGCGUGUCUCUGAAGGAAUGGCACUUGUGCCUCACUUUGAUGCAAAGGGCCGUGUAGAUGAAUUCAUCCGAGAGGACAAGGCGCUCUUGGAGAGGACCACUUUUUGCUUUUUCACCACUUUUGUCAUCAAUCUGACGGAGUAUGAAGUGUUCAAGCCCAUCUACCUGCCCGCAGCAAAAAGAUGGAUUCAGAUCUAUCCCGCUGAUCCCGAUUCCGCAUACCCAUCUCUGGGAGACCAUCGGGUCAAUACUGGGAUAUUUGUCCACAGCUUGGUUAACAACCGCCCACCGGGUGGAACGUAUGUGAGAUGCAGUGUCGAAGAUCUCACGCUGGAAUCGUUCCUCGCCCUCUGGGGUAGGGCAAGUGGUGUUGCUCCAGGGUCGGGAUCAACCAAGGUAAUUCAAGUUUCUCCCGAGACAUAUAUCGAUCUGUAUGGACAUAUGGGAGAGGAGCAAGCACGCCAGUGGGAGUUCUCCCGCAUCCUGAAAGAGACAGGCGCCUUGAACAGAUAUGGAAUCCAUGUCCAAGAGGCACAAGAGUUCAUGUCCAAAGAUGCUAUUGCGUCCCUUGUGAGCCCCGAACAAUCUUUGAGGAACAUUGAUUGGAAGGCCCAUGGAUACUAG